UCACAGCCCACUGAGAGCUGCCAGUCUUGGCUGGGUCGAAGGCAUGUAUCUGACCAUCACGUGCAGAAGGGCAAUGAAGGCCCUUGUCAUGGAAACCAGGACCCCUGAGUUGAGUUCCUUGAGCCGGGACAAGCUUUCAGGGAAGAGCCUACUCUUCUCUUUUCCAGUUUGCGUUAAUUCUGAGAGAGGGCCCAUGGCGGGCCGCUGUGUCCACAUCUGGUCAGUGCACACAUACAGCCCUCCACAUAGCUGGGCGCUUAGUCCUCUGGGGUCUCACACCUCACUCAGCUGGGGCCAGCAGAGCACCAGGAGGGCCCAGCAACAGUGGGGUGGGUGCUUCCUCCAGACCACAAAGUGAAGAGGAGAAGAUGAGCGGGCCAGACUUUUUCCCUGGUAAGGGUCUCACCCUAACUCUAUGGAGAGAGGUAUGGGUGGGCCUAUCUGGGAGUCCUGGGACACUCAGGAAGGUACCAGGUGGACCCUGCUUGCACCCCUGCCCCAACCCCUAAAUUGAGCCUAUGGCCCUUUCUCUGCCCCUGGAUCCGCAGUCCUCAACCUGCCCAGCCACCAGGGAGUGGGGCCACCCUCCCUUCCUGUCCAGACUGAUCUGAGGCAGAGGCAGAGUUCAGGUGUGGGACAGGGUUUUUCAGGCUCGAUGUCCUAUCCCUUGGAGGACAGGCCUCCCAGGCUUUCCACACUGGGGAGGCUGCAGGGGCAAGAGAGGGGCAUGAGCCCGGAGGUGCUCUCCAUCCUCCUGCUCCUCAGAGGCACAGAGGAGGGUGCCCCCACCACAUCGACCACUUGGCCUGCCCCACGAAGGGCUGUCCUUAAUCUCAUGCCCAACCAGCCCUACCUGUGUUGGCUUUUAGCGCUUGGCCUUGUGCUGCCUGACCAUUUCUCCUGUCCCGACACAGAGGGCCUGACCAGAGUGAAGCUGGCCUACACCAGGCCUGCCUCUGGUGUCUCCGGGGUGAGCGAGGCCAUCGCUGGGCACUCCUCCCUGGGGUUUGGCUCCUGCCCAUGGCUGACAGUGGAAAUCACAAUCUGCAGAGCUGUAGCCCAGCUCUGCUCCAAUCUAUUUUGGACAUCUGGGCCCCUUCCUCUCUGGGAAGGGGCCCCCGACACCCCUCCUGGUCUGUUCAGCUGGUGCUUAAACUGAAGCUGAGGUUGGGUCUCCAAGAGGGAGUGAGUAGGGACUGGGGGACUGUGGGUGACCCCUUAGGGAGGGGUGGGGGACAGGACAUCUAGAGGCUGGGAAUCCUGGUUACCACCCCCCACCCUUCACUCUCGGGGCCUGUCUAGGCUGCCCCAGCUCCAACCACAACAUCCUUUGGGGUUUGGCCUAUAGAUCUUGGGCGGAUGACCUCCAAAUAGCUCUGGCAGAUUCCCCUGUGACCCACCCUGGCCUCCAGGGCACAGCCCAGAGAGUAUAAAUGGUGCUGGUGGCUGAUGGAAACAGGCCAGCUGAGUCCCAGCAGCAGACCGAACACAGGCUCUGAGACACCAUGAGGCCCCUCAUGCUCCUCGCCCUCCUGGCCCUGGCCGCACUCGCCCUUGCUGGCCAGGCAGAUGCAAAGCCCAGCGGUGCAGAGUCUGGCAGAGGUGCAGCCUUCAUGUCCAAGCAGGAGGGCAGUGAGGUAGUGAAGAGACUCCGGCGCUACCUGGAUCACGGGUUGGGAGCCCCAGCCCCCUACCCAGACCCCCUGGAGCCCAAGAGGGAGGUGUGUGAGCUCAAUCCGGAUUGCGACGAGCUGGCUGACCACAUCGGCUUCCAAGAGGCCUAUUGGCGCUUCUACGGCACAGCCUAGAGCUUGCACCCCUGCUGGCCCCCCAACCCACUUCCCACUCUGGCUCUUCUCCAUGACCCUUUCUCUUCCCCUCGCCCUGACCUCCCUGCCCUACAAGUGUGGGGUCACCAUCCGCCCAGCUGCUCCAGAAUAAACUCC
Molecule: messenger RNA, 1946 nt
Organism: Artibeus jamaicensis (Jamaican fruit-eating bat)
Lineage: Eukaryota; Metazoa; Chordata; Mammalia; Chiroptera; Phyllostomidae
Gene: BGLAP
Product: bone gamma-carboxyglutamate protein
Exons: 4
Coding region: 1506-1808 (100 amino acids)
Biological process (GO): regulation of cellular response to insulin stimulus; regulation of bone mineralization; bone development
Cellular component (GO): extracellular region
Molecular function (GO): hydroxyapatite binding; structural constituent of bone; calcium ion binding
Source: RefSeq, a predicted model, not a curated record